AUGUUUGAGGUCAAGGAUACCGGCCAGGGUCUCUCGGAAGAUGAGAAGGCGAACCUCUUCAACAGGUUUGUGCAGGCAAGCUCGCGUACACAUGUGAAAUACGGCGGUUCUGGCCUUGGCUUGUUCAUAUCAAGGCGCCUGACGGAGCUGCAAAGGGGCGCGAUCGGCGUAUCAAGCUUGCCAGGUGUUGGAUCGACAUUUGCCUUCUUCAUCGAGGCAUACGUCCCGUCGGAAGCAUCGAGGAGAGAGGCCGAGUCUGCGGCCGCGGCUGUAAGAAUGACAACAGCGGCCACUGCAACCAGCACUCCACUCUCGGCACCGAGGACCAAAUCCAACGCAAACGACCAGAGGACACCUGGCUCACGACCAAAGCCAAACAUCCACGAUCCUCGCCUCGAUGGCAUUCUGGUUGUGGAGGACAACCUAAUCAAUCAGCAGAUCACCAGGAGAGGCCUCUGCGACCGAGGCUUCCAGGUUGAUGUGGCCAAUCACGGCGUCGAAGCUUUGGAAAGGCUCAUGCAGUCCACGUCGCUGCAGCAUCAGGAGGAACAGGAGUACUUUAGCCGCAGCGUCUCGAGCAUCCAAGCCCCCCCUGUGCCUAUCAACAUGAUCCUGAUGGACAUAGAGAUGCCAAUCCAGGACGGCUUGACAUGCACAAGACGUAUUCGAGAGCUGGAAGGCGAAGGGCAGGUGUUCUGCGCCAGUGGCGGCCGAAUUCCCAUCAUCGCCGUCAGCGCCAACGCCAGACCGGAGCAGAUGCAACAAGCCAAGAGCGCGGGGUGUGACGACGUGCUCGUCAAGCCCUAUCGGAUGCCGGAGCUGAUUGAGAAGAUGCAGGUGGUCGUCCGUCGGAUGGGGGGACUGUCUCCAGCGUCGCCCGUACUAUAA
Messenger RNA from Colletotrichum siamense, 888 nucleotides. It is a transcript of the gene tcsB-0, whose product is annotated as Two-component system protein B. NCBI's taxonomy places the organism in Eukaryota, Fungi, Ascomycota, Sordariomycetes, Glomerellales, Glomerellaceae. The transcript has a single exon. The record is from RefSeq and is a predicted model, not a curated record. Gene Ontology annotation, biological process: phosphorelay signal transduction system; phosphorylation. Gene Ontology annotation, molecular function: transferase activity, transferring phosphorus-containing groups. Bases 1 to 888 code for a protein of 295 amino acids.